Gregarina niphandrodes is the source of this 207-nucleotide messenger RNA. RefSeq lists its product as hypothetical. The transcript has a single exon. Lineage: Eukaryota; Apicomplexa; Conoidasida; Eugregarinorida; Gregarinidae. The record is from RefSeq and is a predicted model, not a curated record. The annotation marks the transcript as partial.
AUGGGCGCUAACCCUUCAGCAGUACGACCUGAUGUUCUCUUACAUCCCAGGAGAGUCCAGCAUGACGCGCUCAGUCGACUGAUCGACGGUGACCCGGACGGAGACUCCGACCUCGACAAGAUGGGCCUCAGGUGUUUCUGCGUCCAAAAGCUUGACCAUACCGCAUUGGAUUGUCCAGGUCCCAAGGACUUCAUGCGAGAGUUACCC